AGUAUUUUCUGAUUUUUUCUUUUACUGCCUUAAUUUUUGUUUCUUUAUUUUAAUCAUAAGAAACUGUAUUAGAUAUAUACCAACUGAUGCAGUUGCCCUAAUAAUAAGUCUUGUUGUAAGAAGGAGAUGAUUAAUUCGUCUCAGAAUAUUGGUUGUCAAAAGAACCACGUCGUUAAUAACGUCUUCUUUAAUAAUCAUCAAACUAGAUUAUAGUUUAUCAUAACAGAAAGAGAAAACCUGAAGGUGAGUUGGCUAGCUCUAAAUAGCAAAAACUUCUCCAAGCCAACCAAAAGUUUGAGUAGUGCAACAACAACCACUUACUUUUCCCAUGCAAACCCUAAUUUCCGCAUCAUCUCUCAAUUCUCUCUCGUUCGUGCUCCCUCUAAGCCAAUCUCCACCGCACAUCCUAGUAACUCCCACCUUUCUAUGGAGGGGCCACGGCUUCCUCCUUCCGCCACCUUCCAUGAAUCUGACGAUGACAAAUCCGACGAUCCUCCUUCCGCCUGGCACCGUCCAACCUCGAGUCUCUCCGCAUUGCCCUCUCAAGAUCCUCCACCACACCAUUGGCGUAAUCAUUCUCUUAAUCUCUCUCCAAUCCUGGCCACACCUCCGCGGUCUCUCCCUCCUCCCCAUUCAAUCCCAGAGCUAGAGACUUACGUUGUCCAGGUACCGAGAGAUCAAGUCUAUUGGACUCCUCCUCCUGAACACGCAAAAUACGUCGAAGAACGCCGUAAUAACCCGGAGAAAAACAAAAAGAAUGGGUGCUCUAAACGUCUUAUGUGGUUCUUUAUCAUCUUGAUCUUUUUUGGAUUCAUCAUUGGUGCAAUCACCCUUAUCCUUCAUUUCGUUUUCAACCCCACUCUUCCAGUUUUCGCAGUCGAGAGAUUAACGGUAAAACCUAAUAAUAUCGAGAUCACGUUUAGAGCCGAGAAUCCGACGUCUAACAUGGAGGUAAGCUAUAUGAUGGAAAAAACCGGUAUGAUUUCAUUAACAUACAAGAACAAGAGCCUGGGACGCGGGAAAUUCCCAAAGAUGUCCCAAGCGGCGUCUGGAUCCGACAACGUCAAUGUAAAGCUCAAUGGGUCGACCAAGAACGCCGUUAUGCCACCUCGGGGAUCGAAACAACCGGUGAGUUUGGUGCUGAUGAUGGAGCUUAAGGCGGACUAUGAAGCAGGACCAUUGAUAAAGAACAAGGAAGUUGUGGUGACUUGUGAUGUUAAGUUUAAGGGGUUAUUAGAUGCCAAGAAGGUCGAGAUUGUGUCGGAGAAUUGUGAGAGUGAGUUCAAGAACUGACAGUCUAUAUCAUAUAAGGUGAUUGCGUCGUAGAGUUACAGUGUGCUGUAAUGAUUUAUACUUAUGAUGUAAUGUUCAAUUGUUUAUUUUUAAUUUGUUCUCCAAAUGUCUUUGUUUUUACACUAUUGUUGAGCGACAAAAGAAAACGUG
This is a messenger RNA of Brassica napus (rape), 1443 nucleotides long. RefSeq names its product NDR1/HIN1-like protein 13. The record is from RefSeq and is a predicted model, not a curated record. NCBI's taxonomy places the organism in Eukaryota, Viridiplantae, Streptophyta, Magnoliopsida, Brassicales, Brassicaceae. The transcript has a single exon. The coding region runs from base 427 to 1293 and encodes 288 amino acids.